Gigantopelta aegis is the source of this 2043-nucleotide messenger RNA. RefSeq names its product BTB/POZ domain-containing protein 2-like. The transcript has 2 exons. Gene Ontology annotation, molecular function: protein binding. The record is from RefSeq and is a predicted model, not a curated record. NCBI's taxonomy places the organism in Eukaryota, Metazoa, Mollusca, Gastropoda, Neomphalida, Peltospiridae. Bases 555 to 1676 code for a protein of 373 amino acids.
AUUGUACAGAGUAUUUAAGCUCAUUUGUAAUACAAGGGUGAGGACGAAAUACUGGUAAAGUCGAGGUGUGCAGUUUGGCCUAAAGUAAUCGAUAAUGUAGAACACAGACUGUAAAAGUCGAGGUGUGCAGUUUGGCCUGAAGUAAUCGAUAAUGUAGAACACAGAAUGGUAAAGUCGAGGUGUGCAGUUUGGCCUGAAGUAAUCGAUAAUGUAGAACACAGAAUGGUAAAGUCGAGGUAUGCAGUUUGGCCUGAAGUAAUCGAUAAUAUAGAACACAGACUGAAGACAGAAGUGCGGGGUCUUCACCGUGGCUGUUCAAGGGUCAUUAUCAAAAUGGGUAACAUUUUGGAUCCAGGUUCUAAAGUUUAAAUUUAGUUUCUUUUGUUUAACGACACAAUUACAUCACAUAUCAAGGGACAGGGUAGCAUAUACCGCAUACUUUGAUAUACCAGUCGUGGGACGCUGGCUGGGGUGGGGAAAGAAACAAGGGCAAAAUCUAAUCCAUCUGUGUCAUUUCAGUUGAUAGUCACAGUGUCGUAAAAGGAGAUCUCGGAAUGACGUCACAACAAAAGAAAGGAAAGUCGCCACGAAGAGGAAGACAUUAUUUAGGAAUAAACGAUGAUUGGCAGACUCGAAAAUCUCUAGCAGAAACCAACCUGUACAUGCUAGACAACAAGAUUGCCUGUGACGUCACGUUCCGCGUUGGCUCAACAAGGGAAAUAAUUCAAGCUCACAAAUUCAUGCUGAUCAGCCGCAGUCACGUGUUUGCCGCCAUGUUUAUUGGUCCAAUGGCUGAAAUGGGCGAGGUGGAUAUCCCGGAUGUCGACGCCACCAUUUUCAAUCUGUUUCUCAGGUUUGUGUACACGGAUGACGUCACAGUUGACUCGGAUACCGUCAUGCAUCUGCUGUACCUGGCUAAAAAGUACAGCACAGGAAAGCUGGAAGAUGUUUGCCUUGCGUUUUUAGAAACAUCAUUAACAGCUGAGAACGUUUGCACUAUUCUGGAACAAGCCAAUUUCUUCAACGAGGAUGAGCUACAUGACAAGUCUAUGACGUAUAUCUUAGAAAACGGAAAGUCGACUUUGGAGUCACGUGAUUUUGUGAAGUUAUCACAGACGUCUGUACUGGAUGUUGUGAAGUCUGAUGACCUCCAAGCAGACGAGAAAGAAGUAUUCCAGGCUGCCUUUGAGUGGGCCAAGCACCAGUGUGAGCAGAAACACGUGGCCAUCAAUACGGAAACUUUGCGAACACAACUUGGAGACAUCGUCCAGCAGAUCCGCUUCCCUCUUCUGGACAAAGAGUUCUUUGUUCAGACGGUUCACCCGAGCGGCAUGCUGACGGACAAAGAACAAUUGGUGUUUCACAACCAUGCUGCAUGUAACACUCUUCCUGUAGCGCCAUUUUCUGACAAACCAAGGAACAUAAAAAACAAAGUCAGUGCUUCAUUUUUGUGUGAGUCCUGUGGAAAUACGAGUACUAAUCAUAACAAUUCAUGGAUGUGUAUCCACUGCAACGUAUGUAGAUACUGUUACAAUAGUGCGGUGCAACAGGAUUAUAGAGCAUAUCAACAGUAUGGUCAGAGAUACGCUAUGAGCGAUAUGUAUGGUGUUUGUCAAGUUGACUCCAUUCAGUCUAACAUCAAUGCCGGCAGCUGUCCGCACUGUGGCCAUUGUUAAGUAUGUUUUCAACCUGAAUGUUCUCAUCAUAUGUACUAUCUGUAAAUUUUUAAGGCUCUUGCGGUUUGGACUGAAUGUUUUACACAUAAUGUAUUGCGCUGUACUCUUAAAUGUAUAAACCUUUUUAAAAAACAACAACAAACAAACAAACAAACAAAAAACAACAACAACAUAGGAACCCAUAAUUGUAUUAAUACGUUUAAGACAGUUGGGGAACUGUUGGUUUCAGUGAAUUGUAGACUGAAUAAAAAAACCUGUGUAGUGUGUAGUGUUGGCGUAUUACUCUUUACUGUAUAGACUUGUUGUACGAUACCAGAGCAACUGUUGGUAUCAAUGAACUGUAGACUUAAUAAUAAAAACGCGUGUU